Molecule: messenger RNA, 973 nt
Organism: Glycine soja
Lineage: Eukaryota; Viridiplantae; Streptophyta; Magnoliopsida; Fabales; Fabaceae
Product: 39S ribosomal protein L47, mitochondrial-like
Exons: 4
Coding region: 147-578 (143 amino acids)
Biological process (GO): mitochondrial translation
Cellular component (GO): mitochondrial ribosome; mitochondrial large ribosomal subunit
Molecular function (GO): structural constituent of ribosome
Source: RefSeq, a predicted model, not a curated record
GUAAUUUAACGAUUUUUUAGUUACACCUGAACACCAGGUACGUUAAACAUAAAAACAAAAGCACUCUCCUCUUCCUCCUUUCCCCCGAAAAACCCUUAAACCCCGACCUUCAUAUUUGCAGUGCUAGUCUGUUUAUUUCUUCAGCUAUGUUUUUGUCAAGAACACUUGGACGAACACUAUUUGCUGCAGCUGCCAGAUCAAAACAAUAUGCCACUACAGCAGCUGCUGCUGCUGGCAGAGAAGGACACAACCCCCUUCAGGAGUUCUUUGAGGCAGACAGGAGCCCUGAUGAUGACAAACCUGUUGUUUAUGGUCGGAGUUGGAAGGCGUCUGAACUGCGUCUGAAGUCUUGGGACGACCUUCAUAAGUUGUGGUAUGUGUUGUUAAAGGAAAAGAACAUGUUGAUGACUCAACGUCAAAUGCUUAAUGCACAGAACCUGCGUUUUCCUAACCCGGAGCGCAUCCCUAAGGUGAGGAAGUCAAUGUGUCGCAUCAAGCAUGUACUUACUGAGAGAGCAAUUGAAGAACCAGAUCCCAGGAGGUCUGCUGAGAUGAAAAGAAUGAUAAAUGCUCUUUGAUGACUUAAAAUUGACCUGUUCUUGUGAUGACAUUACUGGGUAUGUUGUUAGAAUAGGACAUCUACAUUUGCGGAUGUAAGGUUCGCUAACUUGAAGCAUUGUCCAAAAAUAUUGUUUAUGAAGGAGUUUACCCGUGAAUGAUUUUUGCUUGGUUUUGUUUAAGGGUCAGUCCGGAGGGAAUCUAAUCAAUCAUUCAUUGUUCCUUGCGAUCUAUUUCUUGAUAAAGUGUUAAGUGGGUUACAUCCCAAAUAUUUUGCUGUCCUAAUUUCUAUUUACUACCUUUAGAUGUAUCAAGCAAACAGGUGUCAUCAUAUUACGUGUUAGAGGUUAUGCAAAAUGUUAGAGAGGAAGGCUUCUUCCUGCUCUCAUGUAAUAAAAAUGUUUUUCCUUUGUUA